UUAGUCUUGUGUAUCGUUUGAAUUUUUGGUCAUGUCGUUUCCUCCAAAGUUCCGAAACUAUUUAUUAGCUCAAAAAGGUCAGCCUGUUUCAGUAGAACAACUGGAACAAGUUGCCGACCAACGUAAGUCCUAUUUCCAAAGACAACAAUCACCAGCUUCCAGUAGUAGUACUGCUUGGAGUGAACAAAAAGAAACUGAGAUAGUAGACUAUUUAUUGCCACUAUUGUCUAUAAUUGCUGCCUUUUCGGAAAGUCAACUGGACGAGCGUUUGGAACGCCCUUUGGUUGCAUUGUUGCGUUGCUACGAAGAGUUUUUACAUAGUGGAAAAAAAGAUUGGUUGCAAUCAAGAGAGGAAGCUUUCCAGCAUUGGAUUGCGGACAAGUUGGGUUGGGUUUGUGAUAGUCAACAAGCGCAGAAUUUCUUAUCUCUAUUGGACUCGCUAGCAAGUGAUACCAAAACCUUGCUGAUUUUUCGACGAGGAGAAGAAAAAUGUCUAUCGAGACAAUUAGAACGCUGUUUUCAUCGAGCUUGCCAAAGACGACGAUGGGAAAACUAUGUCAAGUCAUCAAAUAAUGAAUUUCUUCAAUUGGAUCAACCAAAAAUACCGGUUGCGACAGACGAAUGGUUGAGUUGUUAUCCGGAGUGGAACAGCGAAUUUGAGCAGGAAAUAUUGCAAAAAUUGGAAAAGAUACGAAAGCAAGUCAACAAGGAAGAAAAUGUGUCCCCUAUACAAGAGAUUUAUGACAGAUGUAGAGAAUGUUUUCGACAAAUGUAUUCUUUAAACGAGCAACAACAACAAAAGAAUGUAUCAUUAGAAGAAGAAGAACAAAAGGUUUUAGAUGACUGUAUGCAAUCUAUUUUUGGUGUCCUUACGACAUCUCAAUCUUCAGAACAACUGCAGGAACAACUUUUUGAUCUGGUUGGAGAUUUUGAAUUGGUUUCGGAACUUUUACAGCGUCGAGAAGAGUUGAUUCGUGUUUAUUAUCCUAAAGAAGAAGAUGAAUAUAUACAAAGUGCUUCUUCUUUGGCUGAAAGUUCGAAUGCGACAAAUGCUUCUUCCAUUCGUACUCAGUCUAUGUUAUCUGAACAGUUGGAAGCUUUAUCUCUUCAAGGCGAGAAUGGCUACUAUGCAAAUGAACCAUUCCUAAAAAUGAGUUUGCCAAAAGGAAGUACGCGUCAAAGCUAUGUAGGUUAUGAAGAAUAUUGGAUACCACCAACAAAUAAUAGAAUACCGGAUGAAAACCAUCUUUUGAGAAUAUCACAAGAAGUAGAUUCCUGUUUUCUUCCAGUUUUCAAAGAUAUUACCUUUUUGAAUCCUAUUCAAUCCAAGGUUUUUCAUACUGCUUAUCAUACCAAUGAGAACCUUUUGAUUUGUGCUCCAACGGGGGCAGGUAAAACCAACGUUGCUUUAUUAACUGUUCUUCAUGUAUUGAAAGAUAAAUUAAUUCAUCAUCAAGUAACUGAUGGACCUCGAAUCGUCUAUAUAGCCCCCAUGAAAGCUUUGGCUUCUGAAGUUACCGAGAAUUUUAGGCGACGUUUAAAGUGUUUGGAAGUUGUUGUAGAAGAAAUGACUGGAGAUAUGCAACUGAGUUAUCAAGAAGCGAAAAAGACGGACAUGAUUGUUACUACUCCUGAGAAAUGGGAUAUUGUUACUCGCAAAGGUACCGAUAGUUCAGAUGAUUCAAGUCUCCAUGCAAAUUUACAACUUUUGAUUAUCGAUGAAAUUCACUUGUUACAUGAACUUCGUGGGGUUAUUUUAGAAGCAGUCAUUGCAAGAACCUUGAAAAUGGUGGAGAGAAAUCAAAGAAUGAUAAGACUCGUUGGUUUAUCUGCAACAUUACCCAACUAUGAAGAUAUUGCUGAAUUUUUAAGGGUGAAUAGAGACCAAGGUCUUUAUUAUUUUGAUGCAUCUUAUAGACCUGUUCCUUUAUCUUUAACAUUUAUUGGUUUGAGUUCUCGUCUACCCGAAGAGGAAGGAGAACUACAACAACAACAACUGGAAAAGGAAAGUUUGACCAGUCUUGUGAACGAAAAGAUGCCAAAAAAGAAGACCGAUGCUAUACAAUUGCGUCAAGAAUGGAUGAAUAAGCUUUGUUUUGAACAAUUACAAAAAUUUCUACAACGUCAACAACAAGUCCUGGUAUUUGUUCAUUCCCGACAUGAUACGUCAAGGACAGCAAGAGCUUUUCUUCAGUAUAUCAACAAACAUGGUCUUUCUCAUUUAUUAGGUGAUACAGAUGAGGAGUCCACCAACCCAAUAAAAGUGGGACAGUUCAAGUCUUCCGAUUUGCGAGAGUUUGUUUCGUCAAACGUUGCCAUCCAUCAUGCUGGAUUGUUGCGUUCUGAUCGUUCCUAUGUUGAAGAACUGUUUCGACAGGGCUUAUUAAGAGUUGUCAUAUGUACUGCAACUUUAGCAUGGGGAGUCAAUCUUCCAGCACAUGCCGUAAUCAUUAAAGGAACACAAAUCUAUGAUGCUUCUCGUGGUGGUUUUACUGAAUUGGGUUUGUUGGAUGUUAUGCAAAUAUUUGGACGAGCAGGCAGACCUCAGUUUGAUACGGAAGGAGAGGCGGUAAUGAUUACCACACAUCAGCAAUUACCCUUUUAUUUAAGAUUGCUUACUAGCCAGUUGCCCAUUGAAAGCCAAUUAUGUCAUUUGAGUUGUUUAGCAGACCAUUUGAAUGCAGAGAUUGUACUUGGAAACAUUUCCAAUGUGAUGCAGGGAGUGGAGUGGUUAGAGUACACCUAUCUUGCAACUCGAAUGCGUAAGAACCCCUUAGCUUAUGGAAUCUCAUGGCAAGAAUUGUUGUAUGAUCCCAGUUUGAUGACCAAAAAGCGUGAAAUGAUCAUCGCAAGUGCCAAAAUAUUAGAUGAAGCCAGAAUGAUUCGUUUUGACUCCUUAAAUGAGGUCUUUUACAGUACCGAACUGGGAAGGAUUGCUUCCCACUUUUAUGUUUGUAAUGGAACGGUUCAUAAAUGGAACGAAAUGUUGAGAGCAGAUUUUACAGACUCGGAAGUCAUUCGAGCUUUGAGUAUGGCUGAUGAAAUGGAGACUAUAAAAUUUCGAGAUGAUGAAUUACCAGAGUUGCUAGAAUUAUCUAAAAAGUGUCCUAUUCGUAUUCUUGGUGCAUUGGAAAACUCCAAAGUGGUGAUACUUUUACAAAGUUAUAUUUCGAGGUUACCCAUUCACACAUCAGCUUUGAUAUCCGAUACUCAAUUUAUUGUACAAAACGCCGGUCGAUUGGCACAAGCUUUAUUUGAAAUAGUUUUAGGAAGAGCAUGGCCAAGUCUUUCUUAUACAAUAUUGCAAUUGUGUCGUUCAUUACAACGUAGGAUAUGGCCAUUUCAACAUCCACUUCGUCAACUGGCUGGAGAUGGAGAACGCAAGAAACAUUCUUCCAACAAACAUCCUCACAUAUCUGCUGAAAUUUGUUACAAGUUGGAACAAUUAGGUCCUAGUGGAGAAUUUUCUCACUUAACGGAACUUGGUGUCGAUGAGUUAUCUAGUGCACUUCGAGCACCUCAAGCAGCUAAAAAUGUCAUGCGUUGUAUAUCUUUGGUACCACAACUUUAUUUAGAAGCAGAAGCAUUUCCAUUGACAUCCACUGUCAUUCAAAUACAAUUAUCCUGGAAACCACAUUUUUAUUGGAACGAUCAUUUACAUGGUAUAUUAGAAAGUCAAGAAAGACAUCCAGAAAGUUGGUGGUUGUGGGUAGAAGAUACGGAAACUGAACAAAUUUAUCAUUCGGAACAAAUUUCAGUAACCAAACGAUUAGCGCAAGAGUAUUGGAAGCAUCCAGAUAAGGAACCACAAACCAGGAAUUUUUCCAUUGCUGUUUAUGAACCGAUUUCUCCGCAAUAUGUGAUACGUGCAUGUUCUGCCCAUUGGCACAGCGCAGAUACUGUCGUUGCUAUUUCCUUUUAUGGAAUGCAGUUGCCUCGACAUGAAACUGUGUAUACGAAUUUGCUGGAUUUACAACCUUUGCAUCGCUCCUGUUUGUUUUUGGGUAGUCAUUUGGAACAAGUUUUGUAUCCCAAUAUUCGUUAUUUUAAUCCAUUGCAAACUCAAGUAUUUCAUGUUGCUUAUCACACGGAUGAAAAUAUAUUGUUUGCUGCCCCAACUGGUUCAGGUAAAACUGCUAUUGCGGAGUUUGCUAUGUUACGUUGUAUGAGGACUACAAAAGAACGAGGAAUCAUGGGACUUCCUGGUCUUAUCGUGUACAUUGCACCUUUGAAAGCUUUGGUACGAGAAAGAGCGCAGGAUUGGAGAAAACGUUUCGGUGAUCCCAGUUUAGGUAAAGUUAUUGUCGAGUUGACUGGAGAUGAUUCUCCUGCUAAUAUUUCAACGACAUUGAAAUAUGCGGAUAUCAUUUGUACUACACCUGAAAAGUGGGAUUCCAUAUCUCGAAGUUGGAGGAGAAGGAAACAAGUACUUGAAGUGACAUUGUAUAUAUUGGAUGAAGUGCAUUUAUUGGGAUCUGAGAGGGGUCCCGUAUUGGAAAUGAUAGUGUCACGUGCGAAGAGAUUGGCACUGAAGCACAACAUUCCUGUGAGAUGGAUUGCUUUAUCCACAGCAUUGGCUAAUCCUGUUGACCUGGCUAGUUGGCUUGGAGUAGAAGACGUAGGAAUGUUCAAUUUUCGUCCGAGUGUUCGUCCUGUACCUUGUGAAGUACAUAUUAUGGGUGUUGCAGGUAAAAAUUAUAGUCCACGAAUGACUGCCAUGAACAAACCAGCAUAUCAAGCCAUUAGACAAUAUUCACCUCACAAGCCUGUUCUUAUCUUUGUAUCUUCUCGAAGACAAACGAGAAGGACAGCUUUAGAAAUGAUCCGAUGUGCAGCAUCUGAUGGAAAUCCUCAUUUCUUUCUCAAAUCAGAUAUCUCUAAAGAAUUUGCCUCCAUUGAAGACUCCAGUUUGAAGAGUACUUUGGAAUAUGGAGUAGGUAUUCAUCAUGGAGGCUUAUUAGAAAAUGACCGCAUAGUAGUUGAACAGCUUUUUGCUUCCGGUAAAAUUCAUUUGUUGGUUAGUACUGCAACUUUGGCUUGGGGUGUCAAUCUUCCUGCACAUUUGGUUAUUAUCAAAGGAACUGAAUAUUAUGAUGCGAAAUCGAAAACUUAUGUAGAUAUGCCAAUCACAGAUAUUCUUCAAAUGAUGGGUCGUGCUGGUCGUCCACAAUACGAUGAAAAAUGUUUUGCUUUUAUUUUAGUUCAUGAACCGAAGAAAAACUUUUAUAAGAAAUUUUUAUACGAGCCAUUUCCCGUGGAGUCCAAUUUAUUGAAACAAUUGGAAGAUCCUAUCAAUGCUGAAGUAGCUGGUGGUUGGAUUCGAACAGCACAAGACGCUGUGGAUUUUCUUACUUGGAGUUUCUUUUUUCGGCGAUUAUUGUGCAAUCCUGCUUAUUAUCAUUUGCAAAACGUAACUGCGAAAGAUAUAUCGGAAUAUGCAUCUCGUCUAGUACAAAAUAUUUUACAACGACUUGAAAAGGCAAACUGUAUUACUGUCUUUUCAUCAGAAGAAGAAACGGGUCAAGUGGAUAACGAUGUAUCACAAUCACCCAAACGUUGGUUGGAACCACAAGUGGAAAGACAACAUCAACAAAUUGUGAAUGCUUUACAAUCCAGUCGUACCGUCAAUCUCUCGCCGAUUGUUGCAUCCACAUUUUUUGGAAAGGUUGCAACUUUUUAUUACUUGUCUUAUAAAAGUGUUGGAUGGUUGGCCAAAGUAUGGACCCAAGGAGCCACCUUUAUGACCGUUCUUAUAUGGUUAACAAGUUGUGAAGAAUUUUCCGAUAUUCCUGUGAGACACAAUGAAGAUAACAUCAAUGCCGCAUUGUUACAAGAAAUUCAACAACAAAUUUCUUUUUUAGCAUCCAAUCAUAACGUUAUAGCUUCUGCUUCUUUAUAUCAAGAAACUGUGUCUACAUUGGAAAGAAUUCAUCAAACGGGUGAUAUGGAAGAUCCUCAUUGUAAAGCGCUGUUAUUAUUUUGUGCUCAUUUGAGUCGUUGUUCUUUUUCGGUUGUUGAUUAUCAUACCGAUCUAUUGACCGCAUUGGAACAAGCUGGACGAGUUUUACAAGCAAUGAUUGAUAUUGCUAUACAACGCGAUGACAUUGCCACUGCUAUUACUUGUAUUCAUUUGAGUCAAUGUUUAUCUCAAGGUUGUUGGCCUUGGGAGUUUACAUUUUUAAGAGUGAUUAAAACACAUUUACCUGAAUGCGAACAGUGGUUGGUACAACAGUGUGGGAUAAAGGAAACAGGUCAGGACUUUUAUAUGCAUUGGAAAGAUAGAAAAGCUUCUUGGUUACAGUCAUUGGAAGAAAAACAACGACAUACAUUACAAAGAUUAUACUCCACUGUACCCGUUGUACAAAUGCAAGCGCUAUGGGACUUUGGUAACCAUAACAUUUUAGUGAAAUGGAAUGAUAAAAAGCAACCUCGUGGUCUUUGGAUAUAUCAAAAAAGGAGAGCUAAUCAAGAAACUUGGUAUUUAAUACUGAUAGACACAACUAGUGGCGGAAUAGGUGCAUUUCGAAGAAUUCGAUCAUCCAAAAAAAAUAUAAAUAAGAUGCUAUACCCAGAGAAUGAUUUGAAUGGAGAGUCCUCAGCUCUUCUUUUACUGUCAGCAAAUUAUCGAGGAGUCGAUCAAAUGUGGCGUUGGGUGGACAACAAGUCUCAAUUUCUUUCCAGUUAUCAAGUUGCAUGGAAUGAAUAAAACUUGGUUACCACUUUAUUGC
Messenger RNA from Galdieria sulphuraria, 6728 nucleotides. Its product is annotated as ATP-dependent RNA helicase. The record is from RefSeq and is a predicted model, not a curated record. Bases 32 to 6706 code for a protein of 2224 amino acids. Gene Ontology annotation, molecular function: nucleic acid binding; ATP hydrolysis activity; ATP binding. The transcript has 2 exons. Lineage: Eukaryota; Rhodophyta; Bangiophyceae; Galdieriales; Galdieriaceae.